Molecule: messenger RNA, 3987 nt
Organism: Aphis gossypii (cotton aphid)
Lineage: Eukaryota; Metazoa; Arthropoda; Insecta; Hemiptera; Aphididae
Gene: par-6
Product: partitioning defective protein 6
Exons: 6
Coding region: 375-1286 (303 amino acids)
Biological process (GO): centrosome cycle
Molecular function (GO): protein binding
Source: RefSeq, a predicted model, not a curated record
AAGUGAUAAAACUUGAAAAUCACGAUUAAAGGUAUAAAUUUAAUCGAGAUGAAAACCGAAAGAAAUGAUAACCAACGGGAGUUUAAAGCCUUCUCCUAUAGAUGCACUGGGUCGGCUGUUAUCAUUCCGCUCCGUGUUACUGCCUGGCCACAGCGUUUUAUGUAAUUACGUGUUUUUAUUUCCUUCAUCAAGCCGAGUCGAGUCCGCCGCAAUUUAUCUAAACAGUGCUUUUGCUUACCUCCUAUAGACAAGCAAUGACAUUGUGCAACAGGUGUAUUUAAACCUCUAAGCUGUUUUCAACGGCCCAUGAGGAGGUGAUGAUAUAAUGACACCGUCACUUAGCAGUUGACAUUCAGGUGGAAAGAGAUCUUCCGAUGAUGGCAAAAUUGGAAAUUAAGAGCAAAUUUGACGCCGAGUUCCGUCGUAUCUCGUUACCCAAAACAGACGUUGGCACUUACGAACAAUUUAGAACUCUCAUUGAACGUCUACACAAGUUGAUUGAGGUGCCAUUUGUGCUGUCAUACACGGACCCUAAAGAUGGAGAUCUAUUACCAAUCAACAAUGAUGAUAAUCUAGGACGAGCGGUUUUAACAGCUAAACCAUUGCUAAGGAUAAUUGUGCAACGUAAAGGUGAAAGUCUUGAAGAAUUGAACGGAUAUGGUACAUAUAGGCCUCGUAAUAUAAUAUCAUCAAUUUUAGGCGGUACUCCUAGCAAAGUAAAACAUCUUUGGAUAUCAAACCCUCAGGAUUUUCGACAGGUGUCCGCAAUUAUAGAUGUAGACGUAGUUCCCGAUACAUGUCGGCGAGUUCGGCUACUUAAACAUGGUUCAGAACGGCCAUUAGGUUUCUAUAUUAGAGAUGGCACAAGUGUGCGAGUUAGUCCUUCUGGUGUGGAAAAAGUCCCUGGUAUUUUCAUUUCCAGAUUAGUUCCAGGAGGGUUGGCAGAAAGUACUGGACUUUUAGCUGUCAAUGAUGAAGUCUUGGAAGUAAAUGGUAUUGAAGUGGUCGGUAAAACUUUGGACCAGGUAACAGAUAUGAUGGUAGCCAAUAGUCAUAACCUGAUUGUUACUGUAAAACCUGCUAAUCAGCGAACCACAAUGUCAGCACCCCGACGAGGUUCUUUAUCAAGAACGUCGCAGUUAUCUAGUGGAUCACAACAAUCAGCGCAUAGUGCUGCUACCACAGUUAAUACAUCUGAAGAAGAUGACCAAGAUGAAGUGGUAGAUUUAACAGCAGGUUUAGCUUUACAAGUAGCUAAUGAAUCUACUAGUACUACAGACCAAUAGGCAUAAAAGGUACUUGUCACUUUUUCUCAAGACAUUAAUUAUGUGUCUAAAAAAGAAAUGAGCUUAUACUGUAUUAUUGUUAAGUUAAUAGGACAUCAGCAUUCCAAAAAUAUUAAAUUAUAAAUAUUUAGUUUUAUUUUUGAUGUUAGAUCAUUUGUCUUCCACUUCAUGUUUUCAAAUGUUUAAUAAUUGUAGUUUAGUAUGUAUGUUUUAUAAAAUAGUUAAACUCAAAAAUUAAUACUAACAUUACAACAAAGCGACACUUAAUUUAAUACACUACACUUUGAUAUUCAGAUUCUACAAUCUAAAAUAUUUCAUUAUCCAAAUAAUAUUAAAAAAAAAUUUUCCUCGUGAAUGUUCGGUUAUGCUGACAAUUUAAAACAGAACAUUUUAAUUAAUUUUUUUCUAGAUAAUUACCUAUUUUAUUAAAAAAAAUUGUUACACUUCUAUUGACAAUAGUAUUAGAAUACUCUUGUUCCGUACAUUUUUUCAUUUCCUUCUGAUCUCAAAAAAAUAAAAAAAUAUCUGGUUAUAACCUUAACAUUCCAAUAUCACCCAAAUAUGUAGACUGAAAAUAGACAAAUUCCCUUUUAGUAAAUAUAUUUUUUUAUCUAUUAUUUCUGAUUUAAUAUUAUGAUUAUUUCUUUAAAAAAAAAAAAUUAUUUAUUUUGUCGAUAUAUGUACAUUUAGUGACUGGUUUUGUGAUAUUAUUACACACUAUUUUAUAAUUACUCACAUUUUCUCAACAAUUUAGUAUAUUUAAUAUACUUGAAAUCCAUCACCUAUAUAGUUUUUUGUAAAAUUGAUUCAAAUUAACAAUUUAAAAUAAUUAUUUUCAAAUAAGUAAAGUUUGCAAACAAAUAUCCGUCCAUUAUAGGUAUAUAUUCAGUUUAACUUAACAAACAUACUUGGUGACAAACGAUUUAUGUUUGGUAAUGGUCGAGCAACACCUUGACCAUUUUUUACUCGCACCAAUUCAUAAGUCGGUUAGUUAUAAGUCGGCCGCACCAUACGUUUUUUAAGUUGAACAGAGUAUAGAUGUAUCUUUAUUUUUUUAAAUGUUAAAUGUACUUCCUGUAUACGUCAUUUUUAUGUUGAUCAUCAUUAUUACUUAGUAUUAUCAUCAUUAUUAUUAUUGUCAUCAUUAUUAUUAUUAUUGCUAUUAUUAUUGGAAUUAUAAAUAUAUCAUGUUAAUGUCCAAAGGAAUUGAUAAACAAUCACACUUAUAAAAAUUAUCAAAUAAUUUUAUAUUUGUAAUCACUGUUACUGUUUUAUUCUUUGUAUUUAAUGUUAAUAGUUUAGUCUAAUAUUUAUUUUUAUUUACUAGAAAAAUAAACAAAUGAGUAUUAACAUUUGUUUAAUCAAUGUUUAAUCAAACAUUGUUGAAAAAUAAGUAUACUAUAUAGAUAAAAUGUAUUUUGAGAAUAUGAAUUUGUUUGAAAAAGCAUACUAAAUGUACAAAUAUAUAUUUGUAUAAUGAUAAUUAUUCAAUUAAUAAUGUUUAUUAAAAAUAAACAGAUGUGAAAAUUUUAAAAAUAAUACAAUAUAAUUUGUUUUUUACGAGCUAUAUACCUACCUGAUACAAAUAAUUAUUAAUUUAAUUAAUUGAUACUAAAAUACUUAACUAGUUAUACCUACACAUUCAUAUAUCAUAUCAAAAUCUUACAAUAUUUAUUAAAAACUUUUUUGAAUAAGUAAUAUUAAAACAUAAUAUUGCCAACUAUAUAUAUGUUAAAAAUCAAUGAAUCAAUAUAAUCCAUUCAAUUAUUUGUUAUAUUAUUAUUAUAGAUGAACAUAAAAUUCUAUUAAUUUACAAUGUAAAAAAAAAUUAUAAGUAAAAUUAUUAUUUUUUGAUAGACUUAACGAAAUUCAUAAAUAAUUGUUAACAAGAUUUUUAAUUAUUAAAGUUCCUUAAAACAGUAUAGCAAAAAUUAUUUCAAUAUUAAGCACUUAUAUUAUUUUCAUUAAUUUUACUGGCAUAAUUAUAACUGUAACAAUAUCAUAUCGGUAUAUUUGUAAAUUUAAUAAUUAUAACUAACAAACUCAUUUGUUUAAAACAUAUUUCAAUAUAAAUAACAUGUUUGAGUUAUUUUUUAUACAACUAAAUUAAUAAUAUAUUGAUUAGUACUCAUAGAAAUUUAAUAUCUAUACAGUUUGUAUUUUAACAAUUGUAUUUUAUUACUCCAUAUAUUAAUCAAAAUGUUAUAUUUUAACUUUUAUCUUAAAGUGCAAAUUAAUUUUACUAUCUUUACUGCUAUUUAUAACAAAUACAAUAAUAUUUCAAUAUUAUCGUAUAGUUUUAUUUGUAAUGCCUGUACUUAAUUUUAAGUGAAAGUUCAUAUUUGUUUUAUCAUAAAAGAUGAAAAAUACAAAAUUUAAGAGGAAUAAUGUAAUGUGUGCAAUAGUAUUUUUUUUUCAACUUGACCUGUAUUUAAAUUAUUAUAUUAGUAAUAUAAUUUUGUAUUUACUUGGUAUAUAUUAUAAAUCUGUAUAAAACAUUAUUUUAUAUUAUUGGUAUACAAAUAUUUAUAUUUUUCUAACUGUAAUAAGUAUUUAAUUUGUAUUACCAAAUUCAUGUAUUAUGUGUAUUAUUAUUUAUUUUUAUUAAUUAAUUAUUGAAUAUUAUCGAUGUUCUUAUUAUUGUAUUAUGAUUUUUGAUUUAUUAUAAUUUUUGGAGCGUUUGUUGCCCAAUAUUCUUACA